AUGAGUCCCUAUAUCACUAACCGCUAUAAGCCGACAUGGGGUGACGAUGCGGAUGAGUGGCACCCCCGCCGCUGGUUGGAAGGCGAACCGUCGCAUAUCAGAAAGUUUGAAGCUAGCCUGCUUAGUUUCGGGGCGGGAACACGAGGUUGUUUGGGCCAGCACGUCGCCCUUUUUAAAAUCAAGAAGUUUGUCACAGCACUCUUCAUGAACUACGAUAUCGAUCUUGUCGAGCCUCGAGCGAAGUCCAAUCCGUACUUCUGGGUCGUAUACCCAGAGAGCGUGAGAGCGACAGUUAGAAAAUGCGAACUCAGACAAUAG
Penicillium waksmanii is the source of this 318-nucleotide messenger RNA. RefSeq lists its product as uncharacterized. Gene Ontology annotation, molecular function: monooxygenase activity; iron ion binding; heme binding. The record is from RefSeq and is a predicted model, not a curated record. The transcript has 3 exons. Bases 1 to 318 code for a protein of 105 amino acids. Lineage: Eukaryota; Fungi; Ascomycota; Eurotiomycetes; Eurotiales; Aspergillaceae.